This is a messenger RNA of Paramuricea clavata, 3164 nucleotides long. The record is from the annotation of a GenBank genome assembly. Lineage: Eukaryota; Metazoa; Cnidaria; Anthozoa; Malacalcyonacea; Plexauridae.
AACCCUGGAGAACCCAUGGGGUCAUAUAUGACCCCACUGUAUUGAAAAGCUCAUUGUUAGUGACAUGUUUGAUGAUAAUUAUUUUUUCCCAGUAAUACCCAGAGUCCCACAUAUGACCCACCCGAAAAAGUGAUCUGGUGACGAAUUUGUAAAAUUACGUCAUUGGAAUUUUCGAAACAAACAUGGCGAUUUUCACUGUGAGUUUAGUAAUUUUGAAUUGCGGUUUUCAAGGAAUAAUCAAGCCAUAAAGAAGUAAGUUACAUAUAUUUUUAUGACUGGAACUAAAGGGUAAGUUAUUAGUGAACAAGUGAAACGUAUUUUGGCGAGGUUUUUGUGAAUUUGUGAUGCAUACAGCAAAUUGUAAAAUCGACGGGUCACAUAUGACCCACUGGGUCGCUGUGGACAUUUUUGUCAGGGGUCAUAUUUUUGAAAUGUGAUGAAGUAUUAUGCAAGAUUUAGCAUAUAAAUCAAAUCAGUCUUCCCAACUUUACACCAACUUGGUGAGGGUUUUGUAGACUUAUAGUUUAGGUAAAUAUAAAGGUUCUGUUUUCAGAGAUAAAAUAUGAAUAUACAUAAUAUAGAAUUAGAAAACAUUUUUAUUUAUAGUGUCUGUUUUCUUUUUUCAUGAUUCAGUUUGUCAUGGCUAGCCGCAGUAAGCGAGAUUGUGUUCCUGUUGAGCAAGUUAUAGAUGAAAUUGAUGUAAAUGUUAGUGAUGUAAGCCUAGAUGGCCCAAGUGAUGAGUCGGAUAGAGAUGAAGUGUAUGACCCAGGUAAUAUCGAUAAUUUAGAGAGUAGUGACUCUGAAAGUGACCAUGAGCACUUAUCAGAAGUGAAUGACGAAUCCAGUGGUGAUGAUGAUGUACCUCUCGCACAAAUAUUGGCCAGCGCCACAGAGGGAAAAACCAAGACAAAAUAUACAUGGCGAAAAAAGGAUUUCGUAGCACCCCAAGAUCAAUUUCAGGGUGAAAUAGUUGAACCAACCGAUCCAACUGGAAUAACAGAGACACCCUUACUUUACUUCAAGCGCUUUGUAACACAGGAAAUGAUAGAACUGAUAGUGGAUUAUACUAACAGAUACAGUGUCCAAAAGCAGGGUAAAUGUGUAAAUACAUCUGCGAAAGAAAUUGAACAAGUACUGGGCAUGUACUUCAAAAUGGGCCUUGUUGAGAUGCCUUCAAUACGGAUGUACUGGGAAAAAGAAACCAGAUACCCUCCAGUUACAGAAGUUAUGAGCAGGAAUAGAUUCCAGCUACUUCUUUCUCUGAUUCAUUUUGUGGACAAUGAAACUGUGUCAGAGGAAACCAAGAAAGAUCGCCUUUGGAAAAUUCGACCAUUUCUGGACAUGUUCCGAGCUCGGUGCCUUCAGACUACCCCUGCAGAACAUCAGUCCAUUGAUGAAAUGAUGGUACCCUACAAAGGCAAAUUUGGGAAUAUUCGGCAGUAUGUAAGGGGUAAGCCGCAUCCAUGGGGCUUCAAAGUAUGGGCUAGAUGCUCUGUGCAUGGAAUCCUUCAUGACUUUGAUGUUUAUCAGGGAAAAGGUGGAGAUAAAGGAGCGAAUGUGUUUGGCAUUGGAGGAGAUGUUGUUGUAAAACUGUGUAAAACUCUUCCUAAAGAUGUAGGGCACAAGAUAUAUGCUGAUAAUUUCUUCACCUCAGUUGAACUGAUAGAGAAAUUGUCAGAAGACGGAUUCCUUUACGCUGGGACAGUGAGAAAGAACCGUCUCGCAAAGUGCAAUGUCUUGGAGGAAAAUGCCCUGAAGAAGAAAGGACGAGGAUCACAUGAUUUUAGAGUAGAAUCAAAGACCAAUACCGUGUGUGUUAGAUGGCAGGAUUCCAAAGCAGUAACCCUCAUGUCAAACUAUGCUGGUCCUGAGCCUAUGGACAAAGCCCGUCGCUGGGACAAGAGCAAGAAAGACUACACCAACGUUGACCGCCCAUACAUCAUCAGAGAAUACAAUACUCACAUGGGUGGUGUGGAUAUGCUGGAUGCACACAUCUCCCGAUGUAAGUAUUCCAUUCGAACGCGGAGAUGGUACCUUAUACUCUUCUGGCAUUUUACCAGUAUUGGCGUAAUCAAUGCAUGGCUGCUGUACAAACGUGACUGUUCCCUACUGGGAAUCACAGGCAAGAGUGUGAUGAAGCUGCGCCAAUUCCAGUCCAAGGUUGCACAAGCACUGAUUGAGCGUGGAACCACCAGAAAGUCGGGUAGACCAUCCCUUGGUGAGGAAACAUCGCCCAAACCACCUAAGAUAAUCCGUGUCGAGCCAUGUGAAGAUGCACGUUUCGACCAAAUUGCACACUGGCCAGUAAAAAGAGACAAGCGUCGUCGCUGUGCAGUUUGCAAAACUAUCAAAACUGAUACGUGUUGUGAGAAAUGUGAUGUUCCUCUGUGUUUCAACGAGCGCAGAAAUUGCUACAAACUGUAUCAUAUAAAGUAGUAGUAUAGUAACUCUGUAUGUACUGUAUGACAAGCUACUGAAGUUAGUAUGUUUUACUAGUGCCUCCUUUCAAUGCCUUAGACAUUGGCAUCAUAACAGAAAAAUAUUCUUGUUCAAACUCUGACAUUUACAUAAUCCCCGAGCCGGCGGCGCGAAGCGCCGUGCGAGGGUACUAAUUCCGCCCGGCUAUUUACACCCGGGUGUUUGAAAACAUAGCGAAGUGCAAAGUUGUCCUCCAUUAUGUGAUGGACGGUCUUCGAUGUUAUUGCGCAUGCACGUGUAAUAGCUCGUACUAAAAUUCUAAAAAUAUUGUUUUUCAUUUUGCAAAGAUGUAUUUUGAUAUUCUAGUAGUGACAGUAAAUAUCAAAGAAAGACCCAGUGGGUCACAUAUGACCCGAGUCCUAAAUUGGGGGCAAAUUGACGAAAAUCCCCAAAACAUAUUUUUAUAGUUUAUCUAGCCUGUUUUGUUAGUUUUUAGACUGAAAAUAAUUUUUUUCUAAUGAUAAAAGAUGUCUUGGGUUCUCCAGGGUUAAAAUUAGAAUUGUAUACAUGCAAAAAUAUGUAGGCGCGGUCGUAGACGUUUGUGGUAGUGGUCAAUAUACGAAUUUUUGAUGCGAUUCCACAGUUCGGUGACUUUCGUAAUAAAUUGUUAAAACUUCAUAACCCCCACCCCACCCUCCACCUAAGUUAUACCAGUUGGUUUUAGUGUUUCCCGUUGAAGAUCAUUU